GUGUGUGUGUGUGUGUGUGUGUGUGUGUGUGUGUGUGUGUGUGUGUGUGUGUGUGCGUGCGCACGCGGGCACAAACACAAGAACACAAUAGCGUUAUCUAAUGAAGUGUUGAUAUAAAGACUUUAAUUUUAUUAAUUUGAUUAAGGUUAGACACAACAAUACUUGCUAUAGUGGGGGACAAACACAUGUGCGACUGUUAGUUAAUAUUGUUUGAUUGAAAGAACUGAAAAAGCAAAUCCCAGAGACUCCCAAACAGGCUGUGCACAAUCUCCUGUGACUGUGCUUUGUCAUGAAGAGAGAGGAGUUGUCACAUGCAAAGUUGGACGCUCCUGUUAGAUAUCAGAAUUAAAAAAAAAUAAUUGAAUAGGGAAAAAAGUUAAAAACAAAGCUUUUCUUUGUCUUUAAUAUUUUGAUGCUAACCUCACUUUCUUUUUCCAACAGAUGUGAAUGUGGUCCUGUAAAAGCUGUGGUUCAACUGCAUCAACAAGGGUCCAUCUUCUAAAACACUACAGAGUAAAAGUUGGAUGUGGUGAUACACACAAUGUCUACUCCAGCAAAGCUUCGGAUUGUCCUAGGAGAAGAUAACUAUGUGAAGCUGACUUUGCCCUCUGGCAUACCAAACUCUGUGGACAGUCUUAAAAUAGAGAUUCAAAGACAGUUUGGCAUUGAAGGAGACUUCAGACUUCAGUAUAUGGACAAUGAUUUUGACCAGUUUAUGAACCUGACUUCAACGGCAGAUAUUCAAGACAAAGGAACAGUUAAAGUGAUCACACAAAGUGAGCUGUCAACUCUUGGAUCAGGCUGUACUCCAUAUGCACCAGUUCAUGAUGAGGAUGACUCCUCUCCAGAUACUGAUAUACUUUCCUCCACUGAGUCAACCAGCUCAAAUUCAACUUCAUCCUCAACCUCAUCUCUAAGGUGUCAAGGCUGGCCACACAGCUUUCCUAUUCCUGUGUUCUCCUACGAAGUGGAGAUGCAGCUGUCAAAGGCAAACCAGGAAUUUCUUGCUGAAGGCAAGCGACUGAACCCAAGUCUCAAAGUCAGGUCAGACAUUUUACAGGCCUUGGCCUCUGAAAUAAUGAAGUACACAACAGGAUACCCUACCGGAGCACAWUUGGAGGAUGUUGCACAAGCGUUGAUCACAAAACAUCCAUGCUUGAAGGAACAGGGCUCUGUUACCGGAUUUUAUGGUUGGAAAAUCAGCCUAAAGUACAAAAUGGGSAACUAUCGUUCCAAGCUUAGAAGUUUGGGAUGUCCAGAACUGAGCAUCAACUCGUUGAAAACCAAGAAGUCUGGCGACUUGACUAGUCCUAACCAAGUGAAAAAACCCAGGAGAGCUGAAYUCAAUUUUUGUCCCCAUUACCCAGCUGGAGAAGACAAAGAGAGCCUGGAGAAGGUACGAGUUGAACUGCUAUCUGAGGUCAAGAAAAGGAACAACCAGCAGGUGAUCAAAGAGAAAAUGGAGAAAAGCUUUGCUCAUCGGCGGUAUGAGGUGGUUCAAGACAUGCCCUUCAUUGCAGAAUUCAAAAGUAGAUGGCCAGCUCUAUUUACGAAACAUCAGGUAUGUGCAGAGUUCACACGCAUUACCACCAUCCCGCUUCUCCCAAAGUUUAUGGCGCAGCUGGACCGCUACUCUGAAAAUUUGACCAGAGUUCUCCGUAAGAAAGGGGGAGCAGUAGGACACAAAAUCAAAAACAUUAUGGCUGUCAUGGACCAGGACAACUCCAUUGCAACCAGGAGAUCUUGCAGCCUCCAAGCACUAACUUUGUAUCUCAAUGAAGACCCUGAAAWGCUAGUGAAGGAGUACGGA
Molecule: messenger RNA, 1810 nt
Organism: Austrofundulus limnaeus
Lineage: Eukaryota; Metazoa; Chordata; Actinopteri; Cyprinodontiformes; Rivulidae
Source: RefSeq, a predicted model, not a curated record